Messenger RNA from Bactrocera neohumeralis, 9871 nucleotides. RefSeq lists its product as uncharacterized. NCBI's taxonomy places the organism in Eukaryota, Metazoa, Arthropoda, Insecta, Diptera, Tephritidae. The record is from RefSeq and is a predicted model, not a curated record. The coding region runs from base 479 to 1669 and encodes 396 amino acids. The transcript has 5 exons.
UUAAACGCCUUAUGAAGGUACAUACUUAAAGCAGUUUCACGGUUCUUGAUUUUUAUUUAGAACUAUAUUAACUUAUAAUGAAAGAGCAUGCAAUAACUGCAAUUGGAUAAAGCGAGAAAACCGCUGAACAACAAAUGGCGAUGUGUUACAAAAGUAAACAAUAAGAAGUCGUUAACGCAUUUGCUAACAGAUACCCCUCUUACAGGGUAUAUUGUAAGGUUAUAUAACGAUGUGAAAUGAAUGUUAUGUACCCCAAGCCAUUGUCCAAAGUCAUAUAAGAACCACUGUACUAUUUUUACGGUUAAAAAACAAAUAGUAUUCAUGAUUGUUUUCAAAAAGUUUUGACUUGAUAUUAUAAAAAAGUUUAAUUUUAUAAGCAUUACCAAUCACAUUUUCAAUGUAGUAUUCAUUGAGGCAAUUAGAUCAAUUUUAAAUACUCAUUUCUAAAUAUAUAAGUACAUUUAUAAGCUACUUAAUAAUGGAUUUUGGCUUAUUUGAACCCUGCAGACUAGAAGAUAUUCCUGAACGGCGCCCAGAGGAUGCAUGGGAAUUUAAACCUUGUCAGAAAAAGUUUCUUAUGCGACCGGAAGAUGAAAUAAGUGUAGACAGCAUCAUUUCUGCGUUGCUCUCAAAAAUCGAACCCACUGAAGAGCAGUACAGAGAAUGUCAAUGGGAUGUUACCGCUAAAGAAAUGCAUAAUGAAAAGCAGUCUUUACUCUUCGAAGAAAAACUCUAUAUAUCACGGAUUCAAACAGGACCUUGCAAACUAAAUGAGGAAAACAAAAUCUUUCUAGAAAGUGAACUCAAUGAAAUUGGUUACAUGAAACUUAGCAUAGAGGAAAGCUAUGAUGGUUAUGUGGUAUUCAGUCGCAGUCAAAUGGCGAAGGGUAGAAGCAGAAGCGUGUGUGGGCAUUGCUUGAGGGGAAAAUAUAAUGACAAAUUUUUAUUAAUCGUGGAGAAACGAAGUGAAUUCGAUUACAUAGACACGGGCAGAAUUGAGAAAAAUAUGGAAGCCCGAAUCAAUGAAAAUAUUUUGUUAGUUAUUCGUGAAACAAAAAUUAAUGCAGAUUCUCAAAAGUUCAAAGCUGAAAUUAAUGUCAAAAACAGGGAACCAGUAUUUAUCAUGGACGGUGGUAUACAACUGCUAAUGCGCUAUUUGAUAAUCAAUAAUUUCAUUGGCAAAUUUGAAUACUAUACAUUAAAUUUAUACGGAAAAGUGUUGCAUGGUAUAAUCAUUGUAGAAAAAGAACGCAAGAAAGUGCGCAUAUUCUAUCGCAACUUCAAUAACGUUAUAGUUGUUAAAAAUUAUAAAUAUUUUAAUGAAGUGGGUGAGGAGAAAUCGGAAACGUACUUUACAUCCAAUGGAAAAAUUGUUUUGCAUUUUUGGCCCAGAUAUAACUAUUUAUUACAUGCGAUACGCUCUCCUCCGAAGCCGGUUGAACGAAUUUUACCGAAACUGGAAUUGAUGUGGAAAGCUGAUAAUUUGCUUUUAAUGCAUUAUCAAAAAAAGAAGAAACUCACAUUAGAAAAUGUCCAGUGCUAUUUACACAACCACCCCGAAAUCGUGGAUUUAUUUUACGACUACAUACAUAGCUUGCUCCAAAAGAAACCAGAAGUUGUGUUCUCAUUUACAAUAAAAUUUUUCCAAAAUAUGAAGAAUACGUAUUAAGAUUUAUCUUCAGGAUAGUGCAUAUCUUGGACCGCAGUUUAAAUUAAAAUUGUUUCAGAAUAAAUAAUAAAUUUUUGCUAGUGCUUGUAAUUUUUUCCUAACUUUGGAUCUUUAAAUUUUCUUGACUUGUAUAAUGAAUUAUAUUAGAAAUAAAUUUUAAACUAAAAAUAUAAGGAACCUUUAUUUUUAUAAGUAAAGAUUUGCUUUUAAAGGUUUGAUAUAAUUUUUUUUACUUCGUUAUGGUUUUUAUUAAAAAUUUCUAACCCUAUGUUUCAUCCCUAACGUCAGAUUCUGUAACUUUAUCCUAGCAAAUAUUUUGGAGACUCUAACUUAGGGUUUCAGAAAAUAUUUAAUAUUUUUAAAAACGUUCUUCUGAAUUUUUCGUUUAUCAAAAGCUAAUAUUGAUGUGCAUUCUGUCGAUUCUACUUUACUCAGCUUUGUUAUGCGAUGAACCCUAAAAUGUUGCUUAGUUGCCACUACCCCCAAGACCUGAGGGGUUCAUCUAGAGUUCAUUUUUAAAACAGCCCUUGAAGGAGCUGAAUGGUCUUGGGUAGCUGAAGGGAACUGUAUUCUUCCGGAGGGCUAACUUGUCUGGUUUUUCAUUUAUAUAUAUUUCAUAUAUGUAUAUGACUAAGAUAAAUUUUACAUAAACAGUGCCUUUGAAACUGCUGUCUCACAUCUAAAAAAUGAUCGAAAUCGGAUCAACUUUUUAAGGCCCUAGAUACCGAAUAUGUUGUUAUUUAGUUUUGAAAUUCAAAAAGAAUCUUUUAAUGAUAACAGUUUCUCCUUGUCUCAAAAGUAAAAUCAAUCUAGACUUUUCUUUAGACAACGACUUUCCACUUGGCCUUAAAUGUCGUAUUGACCACCAGUGGCGUAGCUUCGUAGCCAAGGGCCCUGGGGCAAAUUAAAAAAAGGGGCCCACUGCUAUGUAAACUGAUUAGGUUUUAUCAAAUAAAAGUAUGAAAUAUACAAAUAUUUUAAAAAUUCUAAGCUACUUAAGCUUUUCUUUGUGCACUGUAGGGCAGGUAUUAAACAGUAACAACAUUACAAUUAAUACUUGGUGUAGGUUUGGCUAAUAACACGAAAUAGAGAAGAUUCAAGAUUUUAUUAUAUAUAGUUCGGGCCUACCAAUUCCUUCCUAGUUUUAGUUUUCGUAAAUGUAUGAAUGACUUCUUAAAUCCAGGCUUGAUUUUUUUAUUUGUUAAAUGACCUUUCAGUUGCUGCAGAAACGACAAAAUUGUAAAGAAUAAAAACAUUGCUUCCGUUAUAUAUUUUGUUCAUUUUUUCCUUACAACACCCAUUAUGUAUAAUUAUAAUUAUUUUCUUGCGGUUUCACUGGCCUUGCACUUGAAUAAUUCAAAAUCAUUUCCAUAAAUUUGCAACUUUGCUUUGGUCUCUGCUAAGACUUUACUUGCCUUGCCUAAAUUGAAGAUCGCAUUUUUGUAAAGUUUUGGCUACAUUAUUGAUGUUGUUCAAUACUUUGUGCAUAAAUUAACAACAUGAACUCGAAAUUUAGCAUUUUGGUUUUAAUACUCUGUGCUUCCCUACACCCAUCUUUACUAGGACUCUUUAGAACUAUUUCUGAUAACGCUUUGAUAAUAUCAAAAAAAAACGAAGUUUUAUUGCAGACCUGAAUUAAUGUACCUUUGGCAGGUGACACGAUUUAUUGACUUGAAGGACAUCAAUAGGAGUGGUAAAAUCAAAUAAAAUUUAACCACUAUAUUGGCCAGUACAAAAAAGUUUAUUGACAUUAGGUUACUUACUCCUGAUACAGCAUUAUUUUUUUAACCGAAAUUCUGGAAAAAAAUCUUAACUCGAAUUCACAAUAAAACACACAUUGACGAAUACAUAAUUAAACACACAUAUCGUUAUCCGCCAAAUUGAUAACACUGCCAACUAGGGGAAUUCCCUAGGCAUAACUUUUAAAUUUCUCUGAACUCAGUUGUCAUGAUUAAGGGAGGUUGUAAGAUGUUAUAUUUAUUUUGAAAAUGGGAGAAAUUUCCAAAAGUUCAGUGCGAUUGAGAUUUCUGGUAAGGAUUCGAGGGCCCCCUGAGCUUGAGGGACCACUGCCCCGCUUAGCCCCAGGUAGCUACGCCACUGGUCAAUAUAUAUACAUAUGUGAUAUAUUAAUUAAGAGGUUCUAAAAAAUUAUGUGGGUACUAAAUAUGAAUGUAAUGAAUGAGCUUUGGACUAAACCUCAUAGCACUAAUGUAAUGAUAUCUGAUUCUCGGGUUAAUGUUUUCCAUACCAUACCAAAUAUAUUACAUUUAGCCUCUUUAGAUGAGUUUAUAUCACAUUAUAUCUUAUAUAAGUUAAGUAGGUGGCUUUGAAUAUAAGCAUUUCAGGCACCAAGCGGAAUGAAGUAAUGAAACUGCCUUUUAGAAUAAGUUACGAAGAUAGCGAAUAGGUUUUAAUCCAUUCAUACAUAGUUCCGUCGAAUAAUAAAUGUUGCAUUUUUAGGCAACAAUUUAUAAAAUUUAGGAAUAGCUAAAAGUCUUUUCUUGUAUUUAAUCAUUGCUAAUUGCGAGAGUAUAAAAUGUGUUCUUUAACGUUCUCUGAUCGUAGUUACGAUUGUUUAGAUAGCCAUUCAUCAUCCUAAAUACCCGAUUUGUCUAUGCUAAACAUUUUAUUGUAUGAAUUGAGUAGGCUCCAAACUACUUGACGGAUUUGAAAAAUGCUCUCACCAUUGGAAAGCUGCACUAUCUCCGGUGAACAUACAAUUACAUUUAAUUAUCUUUAAUAAAUGUCGGGAGAGGAUAUGUGUAACUGUUGUAUUUACAAAACAAUAAAUGCUUAUAAUUCCUUAUCAAAAUUAAUUUCUUCAUAUUCAAGACAGAUUAAAUGUUUUUUAUAACUUUUUUAAUCUGUUCGGUUCAGACAUUCGUUUCGAAAUAUAUAACGUAUUUAAAAAUGUAGGUAGGAAGUUAGAUAGGAGUGCUGCCACCAAGGGGUGAUGCGCCAUUUUCAUGAACUGUCGUAGGACCUUAUAUUUUUGCUAUUCCGUUUCAUCGUUGCGCUUGAACCAUUUGGCGCUCGAAAUUAAACUACUUUUAUCUGCUACGCUUUCUGUGGACAACCAUUGAAAGUUUGACGCCUGAUGGCUUCCAAGUAUUUUGUGUCGGAUUUGUGAUAACGCUGGACAUUCGCAAAGGAAAUGGAAAACCGUUUCCAUAUUCCCUUUUGCUGCAGCUGCGGCAACGACUCUUAUAAGACAGGUACACGCAUGCUUUCCAAAAGGCCGGUGCUCUCACGGUUAUAGCCGAGUUAACAGCAGAGAGCUAGUCGUUUCUUCUUUUCGCAAUGUGGCACCAAUUGGAGAUUCAAAGCGAAGCCAGGUCACGCAAGUGAACAAAGUUCUCUGAUUGCCAUUCAGUUCAUAGUGGCUAGAAACGCUUCUUUUACAUAUGGCUCAAGCAGCUCACGAUCUCCGGUCUUUGACCAAGAACGCGAAACAUAUUCUCCGCAGAGUUGUGCGCUGGGUUUACAUAAAAUCACGUAAAAAACAAUACCAAGAAAAAGACGAAAAUAGCACCGGUUGAGAAACUCCCCCUUUGAUGACGACCAUUGCAAAUGUGUUAGAAUUACGAUUUGAGGGCAUGCACAUAGAAGGUCCGGUCUCUUAAUUGGGAAGGCUGAUUGAUGUCCUCGUUGUAGUGAAGGCCGACUUCACCGCUGUACACGAAAUACGACGGAACGAGGAAUGAGCCUUGUGGCAUUUACUACAGUGACCAUAUAAAGGAGCGCAAAUUUGGUGAGGGAUUCGUGGUGAAAGAGUUUUUCAACAUAUCUCCGAUUUGUGCCCACGCCCCGACGGAAGAGAAGGACGAUGUGAACAAAGAUUCCUUUUAAAAGCGCUUGGAGCGCACCAAUGACAACUGAUCCCUCCACGAUAUCAAAAUCGUGCUUGGCGACUUUAACGUCAGAGUGCGCCAAGAAGGUAUCUUUGGGGUUUAGUUUAUCGGGCAGUAAAUGCAGCCUCCUUGAUAAAACAACCCCCAAAUCCCCAACCAUCAACCAGAUCGAUCAUGUUGUGAUAGACGGCAAACACGUCUCCAGUGUAUUAGAUGUGCGUGCGCUCCGAGGUCCUAACAUCGACUCGGACCACUAUCUUGUUGCAGCCAAGAUUCACACCCGUUUCUGUACAGCAAAAAACGCACGCCAACUAACACAAGGAACCGAAACCAUUGGUUUUCGGAAAAUGAAAAAGAACAGCUGGUACGAUGAGGAGUGCAGUGUCGCAGCGGAGAAAAAACAUACUGCCUACCUCGCGACGUUACGAUCGCCCACAAUACGUGCGGGAUGGGAUAGAUACCGAGAGUUGAAGAGGGAAACGAGACUCAUUUGCAGACAGAAAAAGAGAGAGGCCGAAAUGCGUGAGUAUAAAGAGCGUAGCAAGCUGGCCAACAGGGGCCAGAGGUAAUCUAGUGAUCGAUGCGCAGAGCAUACUAAAACUAUGAAGGGAACAUUUCUGCAGUGAAAUUAUAACGCCAGAAGAAGACGAACCCAAUUCCGCAAUCGAUGACGAUGGAACGUGAAAAAGUUCUAAUAACAAUUAACCGUCCAAAGAACAACAAAACGACGGGGGCUGAUGGAUUGCCGGCCGAGCUAUUCAAACACGUCAACGAAGAACUGAUAAGGAUCAUGCAUAAGCUUCUUUGUAAAAUAUGGUUGGACGAAAGCAUGUCAAACGAUUGGAAUUUAACCGUGGGAUAAGCCUCCUCAACAUCGCAUAUAUGGUUCUAUCGAGCGCAUUGUGUGAAAGAUUAAAGCUUUGGUAUCCCCGCCAAACCAAUACGGCUGUGUAAACUAACAUUGAGCAACACCAAAAGCUUUGACAAGAUCGGGAAAGACCUCUCCGAGCCGUUCGAUACCAAACAAGGUUUCAGACAAGGCGUCUCCCUAUCGUGCGACUUCUUCAACCUGCUGCUGGAAAUAAUAGUUUUAGCUGCAGACCUUAUUCGAGCAGGUGCAAUCUUUUAUAAAAGUGUACUGCUGCUAGCGUGUGCCGAUGCGCCGACGUUGCAAGUUGAAAGGUUCUGCGAAAGAAUUAUGGUCCUUGGCGCAUUGGCCAGGUUGAACAUCGCAUCCGCUUGAACGAUGAGCUGUAUGAGAUAUACGACGGCAUUGACAUAGUUCAGCGAAUUAAGAGACAACGGCUGCUCUGGCUAGGUCAUGUCGUGCGUAUGGACGAAAACAGUCCAGCUCUGAAGUACUCGACGCAAUACCCGCCGAGGGAAGCAGAGGAAAAGGAAGACCUCCACUCCGUUGGAAAGACCAGGUGGAGAAGGUGGCUUGGAAUCUCCACUUGGCGCAACGUUCGUAAGCGGAAUCUACGCCAGUAUAAUUGUAUUUAUCAAUUAAUUCUAUUAAAUGGUCAGCAGAAAACUGCUAUUUCGCAUCCAACUAACAAAGCCAUAUUAUAUUGAGUGUUAUUUAUUUUAUCAUCUUUUGUGGUAAUUGUAUCUAAAAUAAAAACUAAUUUGCUAAAGAGGCAAUGAGAAUGCACUCCCAGAUGGCACAGUUUUUCAUAUCCUGCAGAAUUUAAAGUGAGAGUCAACGCCAAUAAAGAAGAGCCAUAGCGCAGAAAGACGUGAGAAUUUGCACAGAUAUUCGUUUAUUCCUGCAAAAGGUCCUUACGGAGGCCGCUUUUGUAAAAUCACCGCCGAUUUUGCAAUAUAUAUACAUAUAUAUGUAUAUAAAAUAGUCGUGAUAGUUAAACAAUUUAUAUCUCAAGAACUGCUGAACAGUUUCGGUAAGGUGUAUUGUGCUCUUCUAUAAUCGUAUGUCACCUCGAGCAGGUACCGCAGGGAAGUACUUAUUGUAGGAUCACUUUAGUUUAAUCUGUUUACUAGAAUUUACCGUUAAUACCAAACAGUAUCAAGGCCACUUUUGCUGAUGACACGCCAAUACUAAGCAUAGAAAAAACAGGAGAAAAACCUGCGAUACAUCUGCAGCAUGCAAUCAGCUCCACACUCAAAUGGAGUACAGAAUGGAGAAUAAAACCAAACGGUGGAAAGUCAGCAAAAGAAUCACUUAUCACCCAAUAAGUAUUUUUGAUGUCUGCAUACCAUAUGCCAAUACUGCCAAAUGUCUUGACAUAACUCUCGAUGCUAAAUUACGCUCGAAGGAGCACAUUAAGAUUGUCCUGUAUUUUCUAUGGAAAAUUUUUACAUGCCUUGGUCCAGUCCUUAAUUUUGAUAUUAAAGGCCCAAAUUUUCAGGGAAUUUUUUUAGGGUAUUCCCAAGGAAAUUUCAUGAUGGGAUUGAAAAAAAUGAAUAGUUCAAAAAAAAAACACCCUAAUGUAUAUAUCUAAAUAACAUUUUCUUAUAAACACUAACAGAAAAUGGUAUAGUUCGAAAACUGAAUUUAUGUGUAUCAGUGCGAUAGUCGAGAAGACACUGGCGGAAACAACAAAAAAAAUUAAACAACGUGGCCAAUUUGUAGGCAAGUGGAAGACUACUUUGGAAACAGCUAUAAAGAAUAUGGCAGAUGAAAUCAGUACUUUGGAAGAUGAACGAAUUCGAUUGAAAAAGUCAUUAGUUAUUUUGGGUGUUCCUGAAUCAAUAGGCAAGUUCUGCAUUAAAGUAAUGAGAAAUUUUGGCGGUUGUAACAUUGUAAUAAAAUUUAAUUUACAUACAUAUAUCAUAGAUCUUUCGUAUACCACCUUUUAUCUAAUAUAAUGCUUUUUGUUCCUUUGGUUAACUCACAUCUACUUCUGUUAUUUAUAUAUCGUUCUACUAUUUCGUUUUAUAACGAAUAAUUCAAUCACGAGGCAUUUAUUAUUUAAAUGUGUCUAACACCGCAAUAUACAUAUUUUGCACAUCUAUACUUCAUAUAAAUUUACAGACCAAGGUUAAGGUUUACCCCAUUUUGUAAUUUGAAAAUUUAAAAAUUUUUAUUUAGUUUUUGUUUUGAAUAUGCUAAGCUUAAUAAUGUAGAAUAUUUACGAGUGUAUAGAGAAGCGUGCAGGACGACUCACUACCGAAUUGGUUCGAGACAUGCCUGAAGAAGAGCUUAUUAAUGAAUUGACGCUGAUUGAAGAUAUACGUCAACAGCUUAAAAAACAUUAGAAGAUUUUGAACAACAGCAGGUAAAAAUCGUACUGCAAGACAACGCCUUGAAUAUGAUUGCAGCGACAAAAAGGAGGCUUAUGAAAUUGAUGUAAUUAAUGUGGGACUUUACUUUUAUUUACUUUUCGAAAACAAUAAUUUUACGUCCUGGGGCAAUUCGCCAGCCACCUGAGCAAGCAUUCGAACAAUACUGGGAGCAUUUCAGUAAAGAAACCUUGGAGGAAUGGGAGAAAUGUUGACAAAAAUCUAUUAAACUACGACAAACACUCAAUUCAAUCUUGAUGAAUGCUGCUCGUGAUAUACGCAGUCAGGCAGAUGUAGUAGAACGUGCUAUUAUUGCUCGCAUAAACUACACUCAAGAAAAUCUACAACGAUUUGAAAAUGAGCUACGCGAUGUAAGCGUAUUUACCAUAACAACUAGUUUACUACAUAGUAAUUCUGCGACUAUGAUAUUAGAGGCUGUUUCUAGCUAAUUUUGGUGAUAAAAUGACAGUAAACAUUUUCUAAUACGUAGAUUUUUUAUGUUGCUAUACGUGAUAGACAAUUUGUUAUUUCAAUUUCGUUAUCAAAUACCCCACAGACCUCAGUCACAAAGUUUUCUCGCCAAAACAUCGAGUGCAUCCAAAAGCUGGCUGAUACCGAGACACGUAUUAUUCAAUUACAUCGUGCAGUUCGUAGCUUUGAUGCAGCUAUGAAGGUGGCUCAAAUUCGCAUGGAUAAUCUCAUCGAUGAAGUGGCAACAAUACAAAGCGUAGUCACAUUCAUGUUGUCUGAGUUGGAUACAGCAGAAAAUAUCAAAACUGGCCUUAUGCAAACACGUAGCAUUCUGGAACGGGAAAUCAUGUUGAAACGGUGGACAUUAUGGUUAGAUCGAAACCGCUGCAUGUUACUACGCUCCCACUAUCCAUCAGCAAGUGCAUUAAAUUAUGAAAGAUAAAAACUACAUUGAAUGUAGUUAUUAUUAUUUAUUUCUUACAAAUGUAUUUCUGGGAAAAAUAAGAUAAUAAGAAAAGGAGAAAGAUCCUUUUUUACAAAUGUAUUUCUAGGAAGAAUAAGAAUUCAUAUUUUUGGACUACUAUAAAAUAAUUGUGCUUAAGCAUUCCUAUAUAAACAAUAUAAUAUUUAUUUUAUA